AUGUCAGCAACGAUGGUAGCUGGCCCAUCAACAUCGACUUCUUCCUCUUCAACAAACCUCUUCGCUCGACCCGACACUUCGAUCUGCUCGCACCUCUCUUCGUUGCUGAAUUCUCCUUCAAACAGCAGUCAGCAUACACUUGGUACUCAAGAUGGGUCCAGUGGCUCUGUACCACCACCUGCUACUGCCAUGAGGAAACACGAGGUGGAAAAGCGAUUCACUGAAGCUGUAAGAUGGGGUGCUGUGGCAGAAGGUGCCAAGCGGAGGAAGACAAUCCCUCCACAAUGCCACACUUGCUCAACCACCCUCACAAGACCAUGGGCAUGUAUGACUUGCUCAUACAUCGGUUGCUUACCUUUUACUGGUGUUUCUUCUUCUUCCUCAAAGAAUUGUAUGCGUAAUCAUUGGCAACAGAGUAACGGUCAAUGUGGAUUUGCUGUUGAUCCAUCCUCCGGUGCUAUCUAUUGCUCAUCGUGCUCCGAUACGAUAUAUCCAGACCAAUUCGAAUCGAUAUUACGCGUAGUCAAAAUACGCACAGAGGAGAUGCACGAUAAAUCCCGUGAACCUGGUGCGGUAGGUGGAGGGAGAGGCAGAGGUCGAGGUCCGUGGAAAGCUUGGAAUCCUAGCAAUAUGGUUAAGAUAGAGGAGAGUGAAGUCGCCAAGAGCUCUUGUAGAGGUUUACGUCCACUGCUGAACCUCUCUCAGACAUGCUUCCUUUCCGCCAUCCUUCAAUCACUCAUCCACAAUCCUCUGCUCAAAGCGUAUUUCCUCUCUGACAAACAUAACAGGCAUGUAUGUCCCAACGGAUCCAAGGGGCUUAGUGUGGGAAAGCCAUUUCUUGGGGCGGAAGCACCGAAUGGUGCCCCUGGUAUAGAUCGAGAAAAGGGUUGUAUGUGCUGUGAGAUGGACAGGGCUUUCGAGGAGUUCUAUAAUGAAGAUAAUUCACCUUAUGGGCCUAUAACGAUGCUUUAUGCUAUGUGGCAUUCCAGUGCAGAGCUGGAAGGAUACGGUCAACAAGAUGCGCACUCAUUCUUCCUCGCUGCGUUGGAUCAAAUACAUGCUCAUGCGAAAGGACAGCUGUCUAGCUGCAACUGUAUCGCUCAUCAAACAUUUGCCGGAUCUCUGCUCUCAUCUGUCACCUGCUCUUCAUGCUCCCAUACUUCCUCGACGAUCGAUCCUAUAUUAGACAUACAAUUGGAUUUCCCAUAUUCCCCUUUAUCCGGCUCAUCAACAGCAACCAUCACCUCGAACGCAUCCACCUCGUCGUCCGAGGGCAUAGGAGGUGGUUCGAACGGAAACUCUCAAUUGACUCUUGCCGGGUUGCUCAGGAGGUUCUGUGCUAGUGAGACUAUCGGCGGGUCUGAGAGCGGAGGUAAGGGGUAUGAAUGCUCCAAAUGUGGUGGUGGACCUGGCACCCACGCAACCAAGAACUUGACUAUCAAGAAACUUGCGCCUGUCCUGUCAUUUCAGCUGAAGCGAUUCGCACACAUGACGACUUCUUCAUCUAAAAUCGAAACUCACGUCAGGUUUCCUUCCACACUAGAUAUGAGACCUUACGUCGACACUCCAUCACCCCCCGGUUCGGCAUCGGCAUCUCAAUCAACCGAAGAAGAUAUCAAACCUACAAUAAGAGAAGAACAUGAUAUCUUACCUGAUUCUCUGUUCAUGUACGAUCUCUUCGCCGUGGUCACUCAUGAAGGAAAAUUGGAUAAUGGACAUUAUUGGGCGGAUGUAAGAGAGGGUGAAGAAUGGUGGCAUUGCGAUGAUGAUAAGGUAACACCUACAACUCUAUCAUCAGUUCUAAGUCAAAAAGCCUAUAUGUUAUUCUACGUCAAACGGUCAUUAGCAUACGCUCAACCAAUGUCUAAAUUAUUGGGUACGACAGCUUCGACAACUUCCCUACCUACUUUGAACAAUAUCAGUUCGAAUAUUUGA
Kwoniella botswanensis is the source of this 1935-nucleotide messenger RNA. RefSeq lists its product as uncharacterized. Gene Ontology annotation, biological process: protein deubiquitination. The transcript has 10 exons. Gene Ontology annotation, molecular function: cysteine-type deubiquitinase activity; zinc ion binding. Bases 1 to 1935 code for a protein of 644 amino acids. The record is from RefSeq and is a predicted model, not a curated record. Lineage: Eukaryota; Fungi; Basidiomycota; Tremellomycetes; Tremellales; Cryptococcaceae.